Molecule: messenger RNA, 648 nt
Organism: Lolium rigidum
Lineage: Eukaryota; Viridiplantae; Streptophyta; Magnoliopsida; Poales; Poaceae
Product: protein YIPF5-like
Exons: 1
Coding region: 1-648 (215 amino acids)
Biological process (GO): endoplasmic reticulum to Golgi vesicle-mediated transport; vesicle fusion with Golgi apparatus
Cellular component (GO): membrane; trans-Golgi network
Source: RefSeq, a predicted model, not a curated record
AUGGAGUGGGACUUCCCCGUGCCGCCGGUGGUCUUCGACGUGUCCAUCCCCAACUACAGCCAGCAGCACAACCCAAUCCCGGAGACCGGCCCCUUGCAACCACCCACCCCCGUGUUUCCCGACGACGACGAGCGGCCUCUCCUCGAGGAGCUGGACAUCGACCUGGGUUUGGUCUGGCGGAAGACGCUCUCGAUCCUCCACCCGCUACGCUCCACCGACCCGGCCCUCCACGCCGAGAACGCCGACCUCUCUGGCCCCUUCCUGUUCGUACUCUCCUUCGGCCUCUUCCAGCUCCUCGCUGGGAAGCUCCACUUCGGGGUCGCCCUCGGGUGGGUCACCGUCGCGUCCGUCUUCCUCUACUUCGUCUUCUCGAAGCUCUCGGCCGGACGCCGUGGCGAUGUCAACCUCUACAGGUGCCUCAGCCUCGUCGGGUACGGCAUGCUCCCCAUGGUCAUCUUCUCCGCGGUCUCCCUCUUCCUACCACGGGGCGGUCGGCUCAUCUUCGGCGUCGCCCUGGGGUUUGUGCUCUGGUCAACCAGGGUCUGCACCAGGCUGCUAGCAUCUGGCGCCGCCGAGGAGCAUAGGGGGCUCAUUGCCUACGCCUGCUGCCUCGUCUACAUGAUCUUCUCUCUGCUCGUCGUAUUUUGA